Vicia villosa (hairy vetch) is the source of this 1477-nucleotide messenger RNA. RefSeq lists its product as uncharacterized. NCBI's taxonomy places the organism in Eukaryota, Viridiplantae, Streptophyta, Magnoliopsida, Fabales, Fabaceae. The transcript is spliced from 6 exons. The coding region runs from base 94 to 1221 and encodes 375 amino acids. The record is from RefSeq and is a predicted model, not a curated record.
AAAUUCAAACUCGUUUUCAUGCUUUUCAUCACUAUCUUCUUCUCACUCAAAAACCAUCGUUAGUUUCUCUAAUUCACAAGAGCCAAAAAAACUAUGGAAGAAGUUAUCAACGAACAGUCAUCAGUUGAAGUUACUGGGAACUCUGCAUCGAGAUCUAAACUUCUGAGAUAUCCGCUGCGUUCGUCUAAUAAAGCGAAGGAAAUGAAGCCAGAUUCAUCUAAUAGCACCAAUCCUUCUGAAUCGAAGAGAGGAAGAAACACUCCCAGCGUAAGCAAAAGUGUGGGAGUUCUUGAUUUCUCUAGCAAGGGAAAAUCUUCAAGUGCUAAACCGCCAAGAAGGCUCUCCAAUCCUGUCAAGGCAUCUCCCACUCCAAGUCCAAAGGCAGUUGGCAACAUAACCCCAAUCUCAGAGACAAGAUCAAGGAGGUCUGGGAAUAGCCAAGGACCUCAAACCAGAGUCCAAACACCUGUUUCUGACAUUUUUAGAUCAACUGCUCGGAAGUUUAGUCUGUUGUCUUCUGCUUCAUAUUGGCUGAACCAAAUUAAGCUGUCUGAAAGUGCGGCCAAGCACAGCAUUUCUCUUGGUUUCUUCAAAUUAGCCUUGGAGGCAGGAUGUGAGCCCUUCCAGAAAUUACAAGAUGAGCUGAAGUCUUAUUUGCGCCGACACACGCUUGAUGAACAUGGAGAACUAGUGAAGGAACUGGUAGAAAGCUAUAACAUUGCAGAAACAGUAGAACAAUCUCAAGUUUCUGAAACCAUAGAACAACCUCAAGUUUCUGAAAGUAUUUCACAGAUGCCAGAAGAGGGAACUCGAUCUACUGAUGAUGAAGUGCAGAAGUCCUCUUCUUCUACCAUGGGUACUGGUAAACUAACCCCAAAAUGCUUAAACACCAAUUCUCCUCAAAUUACCACGCCUCCUGUUACCAUCACAGAGCCAACCAAGAAGGAAACCAACCAAAAGAAAAAUCUUGGAUCCAAGUUGAGAGAAAAUCUCAAAAUGAACUCUGCAAAUUCAAAACCUGCUUCUGAUAGCAGGAAUCUUAGGUCAGUUAAAAAGUCAGAGAAGCCUAGUAAGCUUGAAACCAGUAAGAGUGGAGUCAAGAAACGUGGAAAAAAAACUGAUGCUAAAGAAGUUUCUGUUAGUCCUCCUACUACACGUGCUGGAGAAAAAGAAAACAUGGAUGUUCGUUCCACGGAUGAUGAUUUGAUCGAAGCUGUGUAAACAAUGCUUUUGGGUCUGCAGUUCUGAAAUUUGUCAUUCUCAAACUUUGUUUGGUCGAGUAUAAUGUUCUGUGUGUGGAGUUUGCUUGAUCUUUAUAGGAGUGAAGAAGAAAAAUUGAUUACUUGUGUAAUACUUCUGCAAUGCGUUAAAGAAACCAAGCUGUAUUGAAUGCAAUGGAUUGGUUAUGUCUAUAAUACUCUAUAGUUGAUUUUAUUAUAUUUGUGAAGACUACAAUAUGAGAUAAUUUGGUUGUGAA